AUGCAAAGGCUCUUUCUAUGACAACUUCCGUAAAGUAGACCACCAGGCUGAACUGGGAGCAGUCAGACAUUGGAAUAAUUUUGACCCGUUACUGACCCGUUCAGAGACAGGAGACAUGCCGGGCGCGGAUAAGGAGACGGACCUGUGUGAGCGGAUCGAGGCGUUUCUGGCGGAGCUGAAGCUCGGGGACCGGGGCUCCGGGGAGACCGCCCGCAGCACCGCGGCGCUGCUGCGCAGGAUCACCGCACAGGCGCGCUGGAGCAGCGCAGGUGAUCUGAUGGAGAUCAUCCGUAAAGAAGGCAGAAGGAUGACUGCUGCUCAGCCCUCAGAGACCACCGUGGGCAACAUGGUUCGCCGCAUCCUCAAAAUUAUUCGAGAGGAAUAUGCAAGGUCCCGUGGCAGCAGCGAGGAGGCAGAUCAGCAGGAGUCUCUGCACAAGCUGCUCACGUCCGGCGGCUCCAGUGAGGAGAACUUCAGACAGCACUUCCCUCCACUCAAAGCUAACAUCAUUGAGGCCAUCAACGAGCUGCUCACUGAGCUGGAGGGCACCACAGACAACAUAGCCAUGCAGGCUCUGGAGCACAUCCACUCUAAUGAAGUCAUCAUGACCAUCGGCCGCUCGCGCACCGUGGAGGCUUUUCUGAAGGAUGCAGCGCGCAAACGCAAAUUCCACGUUAUCGUAGCAGAGUGCGCUCCGUUCUGCCAGGGUCAUGAGAUGGCCACCAGUCUGUCUAAAGACGGAAUUGAAACCACAGUGAUUCCUGACGCCGCCAUCUUCGCAGUGAUGUCCAGAGUCAAUAAGGUGAUUAUUGGUACGCAGACGGUUUUGGCAAAUGGAGGAUUGAGGGCGGUGAACGGCACACACACACUGGCACUCGCUGCCAAACACCACUCCACUCCACUCAUUGUGUGCGCUCCCAUGUUCAAACUCUCACCACAGUUUCCAAAUGAAGAGGACACGUUCCACAAGUUUGUUUCACCACAUGAAGUGCUUCCCUUUACUGAAGGUGAGAUCCUGUCGAAGGUGAACGCUCACUGUCCCGUGUUUGAUUAUGUUCCGCCAGAGUUAAUAACGCUGUUUAUUUCCAAUAUUGGUGGAAACGCCCCAUCUUACAUCUACCGUCUGAUGAGUGAACUUUACCACCCUGAAGACCACGAGCUGUAAAAAUGUAUAAAUAAAUAAUUAAAAGCA
Molecule: messenger RNA, 1192 nt
Organism: Astyanax mexicanus (Mexican tetra)
Lineage: Eukaryota; Metazoa; Chordata; Actinopteri; Characiformes; Acestrorhamphidae
Gene: eif2b2
Product: eukaryotic translation initiation factor 2B, subunit 2 beta
Exons: 8
Coding region: 116-1165 (349 amino acids)
Biological process (GO): translational initiation
Cellular component (GO): eukaryotic translation initiation factor 2B complex
Molecular function (GO): translation initiation factor activity; guanyl-nucleotide exchange factor activity
Source: RefSeq, a predicted model, not a curated record